Messenger RNA from Rhodotorula graminis WP1, 343 nucleotides. RefSeq lists its product as uncharacterized. The transcript is spliced from 4 exons. The record is from RefSeq and is a predicted model, not a curated record. NCBI's taxonomy places the organism in Eukaryota, Fungi, Basidiomycota, Microbotryomycetes, Sporidiobolales, Sporidiobolaceae. The annotation marks the transcript as partial.
GCUCCUCUCGGAGAUGGCCCGCUUUCGCCGACGCUUCUCGAGCCUCAAGGUGCGGCUGCGCAGCCACCUCAUGGACAUGGACGGCACCUCGGACAUGCACGCCGCCGCCGUCGCGCUCGUGUACGACGUCGUCGCCAAGGAGGCGCACCCGCCUGGAUCCAAGGGCAAGCACGACCACGAAGAGAUCCACUGCUCGGCGAUCGCCGUCUGCAAGGUGUACGAGGGCAAGAUCGCCCAGACGGACCUCGUCAUCGACACGAAGGAGUUUCACGCAGAUGCGGGCGGGCCAGAGUUGAGCUGCGUCGUCAUGUAGCCUGUACUUUUGACCUCUGCCGCAGCACUG